This is a messenger RNA of Lachancea thermotolerans CBS 6340, 1092 nucleotides long. It is a transcript of the gene MCK1, whose product is annotated as serine/threonine/tyrosine protein kinase MCK1. Gene Ontology annotation, biological process: signal transduction; protein phosphorylation. The coding region runs from base 1 to 1092 and encodes 363 amino acids. Lineage: Eukaryota; Fungi; Ascomycota; Saccharomycetes; Saccharomycetales; Saccharomycetaceae. Gene Ontology annotation, molecular function: protein serine/threonine kinase activity; ATP binding; protein serine/threonine/tyrosine kinase activity. Gene Ontology annotation, cellular component: cytoplasm. The record is from RefSeq and is a predicted model, not a curated record. The transcript has a single exon.
AUGUCUCAAAGAUACGAUCAGUUCAUUGCCAAUGACGUGACAUCCAACCAGUCCAACUCCACAAGGCCCAUGCUCAUCAAAGAGUACAAAAAGAUCGGACAUGGAGCAUUCGGGACCGUGGUACAGGCUUUCCUCACGCCUGACAACAACAAGUGGUACGGGCCUUUUGCCAUCAAGAAGGUACCUGCGCAGACAGAGUACAAGUCGCGGGAGCUGGAGAUCCUGCGAAUUGCUGACCACCCCAACGUGGUCAAGCUCGAGUACUUUUUUACACACACCUCGCCACAGGAUAACAAAGUCUACCAGCAUUUAGCUAUGGAGUGCCUGCCGGAAACGCUACAACUGGAAAUUCAUCGCUACGCCUCUAACAAGCUGGAGCUCCCCCUGAAACAUACUAAGCUAUACACUUACCAAAUUGCGCGCGGUAUGCUGUAUCUGCACGCACUGGGUAUCUGCCACCGUGACAUUAAGCCUUCUAAUGUGUUGGUUGAUCCUAACACCGGAGUUCUGAAAAUCUGUGACUUUGGAUCUGCCAAAAAGCUUGAGCAAAACCAGCCUUCGAUCAGCUACAUAUGCUCCCGUUUCUACCGCGCACCCGAACUCAUUGUCGGAUGCACUCAGUAUACUACCCAGAUAGAUAUUUGGGGUUUGGGCUGCGUGAUGGGCGAGAUGCUGAUAGGAAAGGCUGUGUUCCAGGGACAAGAACCUCUUCUGCAAUUACGCGAGAUUUCCAAACUGCUUGGGCCCCCCGACAAAAAGUUUCUAUUCUUCUCUAACCCAUCAUAUGAUGGUCCACUCUUCUCUAAGCCUUUGUUUACGGGCUCUGUUACAGAGAGAUUCGAGAAGCACUUUGGCCAGGCGGGUCCCGAGGGAAUCGACCUUUUGAUGAAGAUACUCACGUAUGAGCCCGAGCGCAGGCUGUCGCCUAGGCGUAUCCUAGCACAUCCUUUCUUUGAAGAUCUCAAAAAGGAACGCUAUUUCUUCCCUCGCGGCCACACCCAACCUAAGUACCUGCCGGAGCUCUUUGACUUCUCACCAUUCGAGUUGCAAGUCAUUGGCGAACUCUCGGCCCAAAUUAUGCCCACAGAAUGA